Molecule: messenger RNA, 750 nt
Organism: Ogataea angusta
Lineage: Eukaryota; Fungi; Ascomycota; Pichiomycetes; Pichiales; Pichiaceae
Exons: 2
Coding region: 1-750 (249 amino acids)
Cellular component (GO): membrane
Molecular function (GO): signaling receptor activity
Source: RefSeq, a predicted model, not a curated record
AUGGCUCAUAAACGACGCUCUACAAACACGCAAACUACUACGGUUGCUUCAGAGCACACACCAUUGGCCGGCGUAACCCGCAAGCAGGGAAAGUAUUUGUUUGACGAGAUCCCCCUGUGGCAACAGGACAACCAUUAUAUUAGAUCAGGCUAUGUGCUGGAAACCAACAGCUUCAAAGAUUGCUUUAAUUCCCUCUUCUAUUUACACAAUGAGACGGUCAAUAUCUUUACGCAUCUAAUCCCAGGAUUCCUCCUCCCAUUAGCGCUUUUGCUUGCGUCUCCGUGGUUGGUGGCACACAACAGGCUGAUCAAAUCAGUGCCCACAUGGCUUAUGGAUGUACCAGUUUACGAAACCACCUCGAAAGUAGACAACUUUAUGUUCAAUCUGUUCUAUUUUGGCUUUGCCUCAUGUCUUACACUCUCUGCUGCUUUCCAUGCUACCAAAUGUCAUUCGUACAAAAUCAUGAAAUGGGGUUCUUCCCUGGAUUAUGUGGGAAUUAUCAGUCUGAUUGUGACGUCCAUGGUUGGAAUUAUCCAUUACUCUCUUUAUGACGACCCAAUAGCACAUUGGUUCUGUAUUUUGUUCGUUGGGGCUCAGGGAACAAUCUGCUUGGUGCUCACUCUCAAUCCACGCUUUCGGGAACCAGAAUGGAGAACUUUCCGUGCUACCAUGUUUAUCAUUUUCGGUGUGUCCAGCGUGGUCCCAAUCGGAUAUGGCUUAUGGAGAUAUUUCACGUUCUUGUGGUACUGA